Molecule: messenger RNA, 1824 nt
Organism: Fusarium falciforme
Lineage: Eukaryota; Fungi; Ascomycota; Sordariomycetes; Hypocreales; Nectriaceae
Exons: 1
Coding region: 19-1824 (601 amino acids)
Source: RefSeq, a predicted model, not a curated record
UCCACCAAGAUCAACACCAUGGCGAGCCUCGUUACCCUCCCACCCGAAAUACGGGAGAAAAUCUUUCAGUACUAUUUCCAAGUCGACGGAGGAUAUGUUUUUGAUGGUGAUUCCGAAAAGCUUACCACCGCUGAUAACAACCCAAUCGACCUCUCUCUCAUGUACACCUGCCGCUCAGUUGCCAACGACACCAAGAACAUGCCGCUCGCUAUCAACACCAUCACCUUCUCGACACUUUACCGCGAGGAGUGGAGGGGUCUGGCUGGCUGCUUCAACUACGUCUGCACCUACUACAGCUUGCUCGAGGCGGAUUUGGUGGUACGCCUCGCUCGAUUCAUGACUCCCGAUAUGUACUCCCAGCUUGCCCUAAAAUUUCCGACACUUGUGCCACAGAUUCAAAAGGAGUCAAGGUACCACAAACAUUGUCUGGACAACUAUGAAACUGGAAGAUGGCACAGUUUCUCCGAUUCCGAGUCCGAGUCCGAGUCCGAGUCCGGCUCCGAGGGAAACCGGGAUGCCAUUUUCAGCCCCGACUCCGACUCUGAGGAAGAUAAGACUGACCCCUCCGAGGGUGGUUAUGAAUGGCGUCAUGGGCGAUAUGCACCAAGCUAUCGCUUUGGGUAUGAACAUCUGGCGCUGGCAUCCUCGAUCGAUUGUUAUGAUGGCCUCGGGUCGAUAGACCAUGGCCCUAGUGGGCAUCCUCUGAGGCCGGAGUGGGUCGGAGGCUCUUGGGCGAUUCAGGCAGCCAUGUCCUACUGCCUGCGACUCCUUGCGGAAAAGGAACCCGCUGAAUUCGCUAGAUUGGUCUUUGGGGCUCUUCCAGGAUGGAUGGGCACUUGUCCAGCUCAUGAACUUCUGGAUCUUCGGUUUGAUCCCUGGGCUAUUCCCUCGCAGCCAGAAGUAGCGAAGGCGACAAGCCGUUUCAAGGCUGAUGACGCUUGGAAGCUCUUGGAGCCCUGGUACUACACGCCAUCGAGGGCGUACAAUCCACCUAGAGUAUACGACCAAUUGCAUACACCAAGGGGUGUCCGCUGCCGAGAAAAGAUUCGGUUUUCGGCUGCCGCUACCGCCAUUCGCUUUCUUCAGCGUCUUCCAACCACUCAGCGCCUACAAAUCCGGAACUUGGUGUUAUACGAGGACCACCCGUCUGUGGGCACCCCAUCAACUCAUGUUCAGGGCUUGGCACCCUUCUUCAAGGAGAAUCCACGGCUUCGAGUUGUACGUCGUGUCAGUGUGCUGGGUUGUAUUGAGGGAAGGCUCGGUGACCCGAACCUCGCGGCUCAGUUCUUACAAGCAGAGAAGGAUGGAAGAACUGAAGACCGCAGGAACGUGGAUCUCAUAACUUUCCCUUGGAGGGUAGCUGAGUGGCUGGUCGAUGCCCUCGCCGUGACCAGUGUGGGCAUCCCCGCCGAGUCCUUCACCUUCAUCUUGGAAGCAGGCCCGCACGCCGACUUUUGCACCGACGUAUUUCAGCAGGCCAUCCACCGUGACAUCGCCUGGAAUAGGGCGUACAACGCAUGCAUCGACCGCGGCUUGGUGGUGCGUAAGCGAGGCCAAAAAGGGCAUCUCUUGAUAGACGAGGGAUUGGAGGAAGCCAUCGGGCACUUGUUGAACCAAACUUCGUUUCUUCGAAGUGAUUUCAACCCGGGUCAUCCAUGGAACUUUGAAAACCUGGUUGAGGAGACAAAACACCUCGAUUAUCUUCACUGGCAAUUGAAGUGGGCCUACCGCGAGCCUCGGAAGCUGGAAUUGCCUCCUACACUAGACAUUGCGAGGCUGUACUCCGACAACUUCGAAGUUCAGACUGAAGAGGACUAUCUCUAG